AUGUCAGAGCCAUGGACGCCAUUCUGUCGCCGGAAAGAGCACUUUGAGCAUGCUGUUCAUUGUGCUGAUGAUAUUUCAUGUCCAUAUUGUGGUAUGACAAACCCUGACACUUCUACUUCUCAGGACAUUAUUUUUCUACCACAGACACCUACCCAAUCCUCUGGAAAGAGAAAUACUCCAAUUGAAAUAUCAAGCAGUCCUCCAGCACAUCAAAGUACAUCAUCAACCUUUCCUCAGCUUGAUCGAACUAGUGAGAUUGCCCGGCAGCAGUCAAUUCAGCGAACCCAACAAAGUACACAAAUACGACCUCAUGCUGGCUCUAAGAUAUUGUCAAGCCGUCCACAAGUAACACGAACACAAAGAACCCAUUCAGCGCAACCUACUCUUCAAAAAUUUGGUGUUACUGUUAUUAUCUAUACUGGAUUCCUAUAUGACUUUGAUUUGGGAUUUGGCGACCGGUGGAAAUGCAGGACAUCUUUCGGAGCCUAUUUGACACCUGCCGAUACCUAUGAGACAGAAGAUGAUCUUAUUCCUAUCCUUGCACGGAAUUAUCAACGAUGGGAUGAUCUUCUUAGAAAAUACAAUCCAGUCAAGAUUAUGAUUGCAAAGACAUUUGAAAAGGGCAUUGGACAGCCGCAGAUUAUACCAACAGAUGCAAUCAAAUUGCCAGUUCCUCAUAUCUUGACUGAAUGCUUUUCUGCAAACAAAAUCUUUCUCUUUCUUGGCUGUGAAGAGGAGUUGUCUGAUGUAGAGGAUACUCAGGAUACAUCAAUGAAGAUUAAGAAAGAAAAGGGUCAAAAGGUUAAGGAAGAAAAGGGUCCUAAGAUUAAGAAGGAGCAAUCUAUGCCUCAAAAACCCAGACAAACAUAUCAACGGAAGCGAAACCAUUCCCAAGUAUCCCCCCAAUCAAGCCAAACAACACCACUACGAUAUGUACAACCUAGGGUUGCUCUUAACAGGAACAGCAAGAAAUCUGAAUCGCCAGAACAUGUUAAUGAUUCAACUGAGGCUGAAGACCAAACCACUCUAGAUGGGGUAUAUGCAGAGGAACAGGAGCUACUGGAGAUACAGGAGCCAGAGGAACUUCAUCUGGAUGCUCCAGCUGGGCGUACUCGGCAACGGUUGCAACAAAAUUAG
Aspergillus chevalieri is the source of this 1137-nucleotide messenger RNA. RefSeq lists its product as uncharacterized. Lineage: Eukaryota; Fungi; Ascomycota; Eurotiomycetes; Eurotiales; Aspergillaceae. The transcript is spliced from 3 exons. Bases 1 to 1137 code for a protein of 378 amino acids. The record is from RefSeq and is a predicted model, not a curated record.